AUGGAUAAACCAGGUAAGUGAUCCCUGUAUAUAGGAGCUCACUCUCUUGUAUUAUUUUUAAAUACUUUGAUCUGGAUGUUUAGUCAGUCAUUAUUUCUGACCAGUGUUGUUUGGGGUUGUCUUGUGCCAGUAUUGCAAAGGCUGGUAUCUCCCGGGCUAGACUCUAGGACAGUGGUGAGAGAAAUGCAGUCAUGGUAUCAUCUCUCAUACACACACUUGGAAACAUGCUAUUGUGCACCGUAUUAUGGCUGUCACCUGGUUAGUAUCUUACUGGACUAGCUGGCACUUGGUGGUGCUGGUAUUGCAGACCUAUUAGAAAAUCUGUGUGUGGGGUGUUGGGGUUUUUUUUUUUUUCCCUCAUAUUAAGACUACUGCCACCCGUAGGUGGCGAUGUGUGGAGGCAGGAAUAGGAAGCUACAUUUUUAUUACUGCUUCUCUCAGCUGGCUAGAUCAGCAGGGUUCAGCUCUCCUUUUUUUUUUUUUUUCUUUUUUUUUUUUUUGUUAAAUCCCCCUCUUUUAUUCUGUCCAUUUCUAGGGAUACGACAGUAGUUAGGUGUUCCUCUUGGAUUUGGUGUGGAAUGCAUAAGAAAGUGAUAUGUAAGUCAGUAUAUAUGAAAAUAAAUCCUUUGCAUUCUAAUUUCCUUGACUUAUACUUGCCCUUCGAUACAUCUCUGCAGAAACCCCUUCCCCAGCAGUCAGCCUGGCUGAGGUAAUCCAUUUCUGUUGGCUAUAGCUAAUGUGAGUGGCAGAUGUUCUCUGCUAGAGCAGUCUGCCUUCUCAUGUUCUCUGUAGACAGAUCAUUUAAAGGGACACUCCAGGCACCCAGACCACUUCUGCCCAUUGGAGUGGUCUGUGUGCCAACUCCCACUACCCUAAACCCUGCAACUGUAAAUAUUUUUAUCUAUCUAUCGUGUCCAUAGCACAGGAAACCUGUGCUAGAGCAUUGCUGGACAUCCUCACGCUGUGAGAGGCCCUCCAGCGUUGCUCAAUUCCCCAUAGGAAAGCAUUGAAAAGCAUUUUCAAUGGUUUGCUAUGGAGAGCUUGUGCAUUAGGUUUCGCGGGCGGGAUCAGUCUUGCCCACCGGCUGACAUAAUCACUGGGCAGAGUGGUGGCGAGCAGAAACCAUCGCUGAGGGACAUCGGUGGGGUCUCGGUUAAGUGACCUGAAGGGUUUUCACCCCUUCAGCUACCAGGGAUGGGUGGUGGGAGGGAGAGGGGACCUGCAGUGCCAGAGUCCCUUUAAUGGAAAAUCUCAAGCUCACACCUCCAAAACAAGAUGUUUCCUACAAAAGUCUCUGGUUACUUCCUUUUCAUGUUUGCUGUGUACAUCUUGGUCAGGGGAGGUGUUGUUAGGGCUGCCCAAAUCAUGGGAAGUAAUAGAUGGAUUGAAAAAUAAUAAAUAUGAAUUCUAUGAGUUAUUAGAACUUCUAGAGCAGGGGUUCUCAACCCAGUCCUCAAGGACACCCAAACUGCCCAGGAUUUAAGGAUUACCCUGCUGUCUAGUGUGUUAAAGUUAAAUGACGACAAAUUAUUGCUGUAGUUUAGGUCUAACAUCUGUUCCCCCUUGACUUUCAGAAACCCUCCUCUUCAUUGUAACCAGGAUGGAAUGUUGCUGGAGCUGGCUUACCACCCAGUCAGGAAGAGGACAACUACAUGGCGAGAGCAGUUCCUCUAGGGAUACUAGCAAAUGCCUCCUGGGUUUUCUUUAGUCCUGAAGGGGAACUGUUUGCUGUCCGUCGUGGAGAUGUGUACAGAGGAAAUAUACCUUCACAGCAAGGCCUGGACUGGUUCAAUGUUGCAAAAAAAGUGGGUAAAGUUUACUGGAGCAACUUCAGAUUUAUACUCUUUGAUCCCAAUGGUGUCUUGUAUGCAGUAACAGGCAAAGGGGAUAUCUACAAGGGUCCUGCUCCGACCAAUGCAAACAUGCCCUGGCUUUAUCGUCAAGCCACCAAAAUAGGGUCUGGUAUGUGGAACUCAUUAAGGGCCCUCUUCUUUGAUCCUCAAGGCAUUCUGUAUGCAGUGAAAUCAGAUGGCCGUCUUGUGAAGAGAAACCCCCCCAACAGACUCCAAGGAUGACUGGUUUGCGACAUGCAUACCUGUUGGCAAUGAAAACUGGUUCCAGCUCACUCACUUCAUGGCUUUUAGUCCUGAUGGAUCAUUCUGGUGUGUCAAUGACAGCACAGGAUAUAUGUAUAAAUGGUCAUCUCAAGCUGUACAUUCCAACUUUCCUCAAAAAGAUGCUCAGUCCAUGGGCUGGGGCUAUAGCGCAGGCCUCUUCUUUGCUUUCACCUGUGACAAAAUCAUCUCCAGUAUUGAGAGCCUUGAAUUCCUUCCAGAUGAUGGUAAAAUUGUAUCCCAAGGCGAUUCAGUGCUAGAAAAACAAAUCUACAGAAACUCCAGUGAUACUCCUCUCAAACAUCUCUUUACGUAAGUAAACCCUCGGGUAGACCACAUAAGUGUCAGUAUCCAGACACUGACUUCCAGAAUGAGUAAUUCUAAAUAGGGAUGGUGUCCUAGGCCAAUAUUUAACCCAUAAAGGCUAUGCAUGCCAGUAACAGUGAACAUGCCAUCACCAGUAACAUACACCUCCCAAAAUGAGAUCCUUGCUUUGCCUAUCCCAAGUAGUCAAUGUGCAGAUCCUUUCUGGAGAGCUCUGGGAUAUGUGAAAAUGCCUUGUGUUUAUAUGCAUUUGCUGGUAUUUUUAUAUUGCAUCUUCACUCUUCACUCUUCACUCUUCACUCACCCUGGUAUGCACAUCUUGUGCUUAGUGUGCUGUAUUGGGGGGGUGGUAGAAAUACAACUAGUCUAACUUAACAGCUAUGAACAUGACGGGUCGGAUUAUUGCCAGUCCCAGGUGCCAGUAACAUCUAUUUGAUCAACUAUAAGAUGACUGAUCCCUAUACAGCCUUUGUCCAGAAUUUACCUUGUGGUAAGUUUUAAUGUCGGAGGCAGUCCACCUUGUAAUUUCAGCCGCAUUGGUGUUUUUAGAGGAAGUCGAAUGUCUACACUAGCGUAUGAAUUUGCUAAACAUACGUUUGAUAGUGUUGGGUUGUAUUAUGGGGAGGGUUUGGAGGAGAUGCAAGGUCUUUGAUAGGGUGCCCAUUUUUAGGAUAUGGGUACGACAGCCAUCCAAACAUUGGUUUGUGUGAGGUAUAUCUUUAUUGUUGGUGGAGAUCCCUUGGGAGCUGGACCUCGAGGUACUUUACUGCUGUCUCUGCCCAAGCGAAUGGGUAUAAUUGUUGCAGUGUUGAUUUCAACUGGGGAUUUACAUGGAUGGGCAGUAUCUCGUGCUAAGUAAAAUUUACUAAAGUUAAGAGAACUUAUUGUAGAGGGAGAGUUCAUCUAGUAGAUGGGGCAUUGAAGCCAUAGGGUCAGUUAUAGUAAAAAGUAGGCCAUCAGCAAAUCUGCUAAUUUGAACUUUUGUGUAUUUAAUUUUAUCCCCUGUAUAUUGGGGGUUGUUGCCCUGCCGGAAGGGUUCUAGUAUGCAUAUAAAUAGAAUGAAUGGGUGGGUGAGAGGGGGACACCCCUGUCUCAUACCCAUACUAAUAGGGAUAGAAUCAGAGUUGACCAUUUGACUCUCUCUGGCUGUUGGGGUGGAGUAUGUGGCUAGUGCGACCUGGGUAACUUGGAUGGUUAUCCCCUUUUUUAGAUUAGGUCAGACCCACUUCCUGAGUAACAGGACAAGACCGUUUCAGGAUACUUAACAAUUUUUGUUGGGCACACAGCUUUUUAGGCACAGACCCCCACAGGGGGUCUCCAUCCAGCACCACACGGGUAGGGUGACCCUGACACGGGAUCAAAGUCACCGUGCACAGGGUGUUUGGUAAUACGAACCAGCGGCCACCCAGGGGCAUCACACUGCUCAUUCCCCGGCAGUUUUCACACCUUGUUAGUGAGGUGAAUGUUCUAAUUGGAGCAUGAAGGUGGUCCAGCACUGUUCAGGAGACAAAUGCUCCCCGGUGGGCGUUCAGCAAUACAAACUGACCACUCAAGGGAAGCACACACCGCUCAUUCCUUUGUGGUCUGUGGUUUUCACACCUCAUUAGUGAGGCGUGAACAUUUUAAGUAAACGUUCUAACUGAGGUGCCUGGGUGGUCCAGUGCACAGGGGUCCAUGCGCCACAGAGCCCCAAUUGGUCAAAAGGUUUAGUGCAGGAUUUUAGUCCAAUCCAUAGAAAAAGGAAUAGGAAAGAGGGGAAACUCACAUCCACAGGCAAAAGAAACAAGGCAAUUCAGAGUAUGUGUUUAUCUGUUUUUGGCCAAACCACAUGGCUCUGAGGUGUGGGAAAGCAGGAACAGUCCACCCUGUUAAUGCUUUUUCCGCGUCAAUGGAUAGACUGGGUGCACGGGAGAGUCUGGCUAUAUGGAUAAAGCUUAUUUUGACUGGUCCCAGCACGAAGCCCACCUGGUUAGGUUGGACUACGCCCUGCAAGAGGGCGUAGCCUUGUGGCCAGGAUCUUGGUGAAAAUGUUUAGGUCCACGUUAAGUAAAGGUCUAGGGCUGUAAGUUAUUCAAUAUCGUGUCUGGGGUUUAAGGUUAGAGUGAGGAGUAGAAUUCAUGGAAUAGGUAGUAUAUCUGGAAGGUUGUGAGAUGAAACCUGCCUUUGUUUUGAUUUUAGAGAUGAAUGCAGUUUGUCUGGUAUUCUGCAAUAUUUAGGCUUGGAGUCUGCCACAUUUGCCUCUGUGAGAGUAAGUUAUGUUUUGUCAAUAUUAACUUUUUAUUUUUUUUUAUUUGAGUAGUUGUUGCAGUGAGGAUCUCUUGGAAACCCAUUUUUUGUAAAUGGCCAGUGACUGAGUUUGUUUGAUCUUCCAGGUUCCUCAUGUUUAGGAUCAGGUUGGUCAUUUGUUUAUAUUUUUUUUGGCAGCAAUGAGGUAUCCUCUGGCUACUGCCUUUUUGUGCCUUCCAUGAAAUUGUAGGUGACCGAGGGAGUGUAUUUUCAAUGAACUAGUGCUUCAAGGGAUCAUCUACUUGGGAGAUAACAUUGGUGUCACUGAGCUUCCAUUGGAAUGGGUGGGAGUGAGGGGAUGACCAGGUAAUCGGACCAUAAUGACAUUUCUUUAAGUGCAGAAAUCUGGUAUGAAGAGCAUGUCUGGCCUAGAAUAUAAUCCUGUGACAUGUGACUCAUAGGAGUAAUCCCUGGUGGAGUAUGCACCAGCUGUCAAAGAGCUGUGCUGAGUCUAGUAAGGAGUUGAUCUGUUUUCUAGCUGAUUGGUACAUUGUGGUGUCUAGUGAGAUACCUAUGUCACCACCCAUGACUAAAAGACCCUCUUGAAAGGAUUCAAUGGCCCUCAGGCUUUUCCUUCGCACUAAACAUUGUUUCCUAUUUAGGAGGUAUAGGUUGGCAAACGUGGCAGUUUUUCCCUAUCUGACCUUUCACAUAAUGUGUCUUCCCUUGCCAUCUGAAGUGGGAGAUGUAAGUAAAGGCUACACGGGCUGCUAUGAGGAUGGCUACUCAUGAUUUGGUUCCAGUAAAGUAACAAUGUGGGUAUUUUCUGUUGCAGAAUGUGUGUGCAGCACUUUCUCUAAAGUGCAUCUCCUGGACAAAUACCACAUCUGCCUUCAGUUUGUGGAACUCCAUUGAGGCUAGAGAACGUCUUUUGGGUGUAUUGAGUUCUUGUAUGUUUAGGGAGACGACCUGAAAAGACCAUAGUUCUAUGUUUAUAGAUACUUGGAAUGGGUUGAGGACUGUACAUGCAGCUAACAAUCUACAUUGUGGCGGGCCUGCUCCCUAACUGUGAAUUGCUGAAUUUUAUGUAUUCCUUUAAGCUUUCCCUCUCUGUAGUUUUGACUGUAAAACCUUUAAAUAUAUUUUACCACCCAGGGGCGCACAGAGCUCCAUGUGCUGGACCACCCGGUACUUCAUUUAGAACAUCUUCUUAGACCGUUCACACUUUGUUUUAAAAAAAAAAAAAAAAAAAAGUGUGAAAACUGCAGACCGCAAGGGAAUGAGUGGUGCAUGCUUACCCUGGAUGGCCACCAGUUCAUGUAACCGAAUCCCCACCAAGGUGCAUUUGACUCCCAAACCUGCCUGCAUACAGUCUUUGAUCCUGGUGUCAGGAAUAAUUAUACCUGCUCCUAAUGGAGUUAGUCACUGUCACUCUCAAACCUGGGAGCUAUGAGACUAGAAGCAUGGCUGCCCAGGGGAACGCUAUCUCUGGCGGAUGGCUGUAUGGGUAUCCAUUGGAGAGGGAUGUGUGCCAGCAGCAAGUUCCUGGGGCUGUGACUCCUGAAUUGGAGUAGGGGGUAGAUAUCAAAUCUUCUGGGCUCUCACAAAUCUGACCACUAAAAAAAAAAAUAAAAAGCACAAAGAUUGCUCUGUAGGAGUCCAAUCUCUGGUGGCAGGAGUCUGCUCAGUCUGUAGGGUUUAUGUAGAGGAUUGGGCACUUCUUGCUCAUCUGACUUGGCAGUUCUCUGGUUGUUCCUCUCUUGGACAAUGUUUGUCAGUGAGUUGUUUGAGCCAGGGCUGUGGUGGGUGAAAGACACAUCCUGAACAGAUGCCAGUGUGAAGUGACCUUGUGAGUUGUGCUUAAGGCAAAGGGAAAUACCCAUCUGUAUCUGAGAUUCUCAAUCUUGGUUGGUGAUGGGCCUUAAUGCCCACCUUGCUUGAAGCAUAGCACAGGAUAUAUCUGGGUAGACUUUGAUUUGGGCAUUAUGGAACAGUAAUGGUUGUGAGGUCUGUUUGCCCAGGGAGAAGUAAUGGAUACAGCCCAAGAUAUCACUUACUGAGUGGGGGCUGUUCGCCUUAGGGCUCUGUGUGCCCUGUCUAUACAACACCUGUGUAUUUGGAGCUCUGCCUAAAAUCAGGUUAAAAGGUUCAGUGUUGCUGUCAGAUUCUCUUGGCUUUUGUUUGGGGAGGCAUUUAAUGUGCAAGUUGUUGCUCCUGCCCAUGUUCUGUCAUCCAGGGAUAUGUAAGUAUCUUGGGCCUCUAUUGAACUCUGCAUUUGCUGUGUGGGUGGAGAGGAUAUCUGUCAUCCUCUAAGGUACUCCCUGUCUUCAACAUGGCUCCAGCUUUAUCUGGGAUGACAUCUCCAGCAUUGCGGCCAGAUAAUGCUGUGAAGGGAAGUUGCAGAAGGCUUCUGUAAUCUCAAUCUGUGGUAUAGUGGGCACCUUCUGGGCUCCAUGGUGCUGAUCCAUCCUGCAAGGACUCUGGCGCCAUGUUGGGGCCUGGGAUAGUCUGCAUUAUCAUGGAAGAAUUUAGUCAGGGCCCCCAAUUUUCCAGCUGAGCAUUUGCUGGAGUGCCUCUGGGUAGAUAGUGAGUGUUUGGGCUGUGCCAUUCGGGCUUGUGAUGCCUGACUAAGGAUCGCAUGCAGGUUCUCUCAGAGCACCAUUUAGAAGGCAGUCACUCAGCUCAGAGGUUCUUUUCUCCUAUCUUGUAUUCCACUUAUAGACUUCAGCAUCUAUCCCCUACUAAAAUGGGUGUUGGAACAAAAUGUAGAUCUCUUUAAAGAAUUACUACCUUGCCAUGGACCUCUAUGUAAUAUCUGUCUUGUCCUACAAUCAUUUUCCAGCGUUGGGGUUCAUCAUGAAGUGACAGUCCCAAGUUGUUCAUAGUAACUUCUCUAAAGAUCUUAUUGCAUAUCACAGCUUAUUGUGUACUUUUAUUCUUUAUCCAAUCGGUUACACCUGGUCCUCAUAUAUAGUGGUUAAAGGGGAUGAUUAGUUUGGGUUUUAAUGCUGUUACAAGGCAGAUCAGCAGCAAAGGGGAUGGUGUGGCAAGAAUGCAUAAAGUCCAAGCAUGUAAACAAAUACACUGAACAGAACUUGGCUUUUUGGUCUAGGGGCUUAUUCACUAACAUUACAUAGUGUGGAUAAUCCAUACCAUGAGUGGAGGGAUAGUUUCCAUAUUGGGGGGAUUGGGGUACAUUAAAAAUGCAGGUUUCUUUUUUGUUCCUCCUCUACUUGAGGCUAGUAGGGCUGUUUACUUCUGAGCCCUGGUAAUUCUGUGGGAGUUAUUGCUGUCUGUUUGUGGCCAGCUCUGGGAAAUGUAUCUGCUUUAACUCUACAAUGCUGCCACCCACCCAUGUGUUCCCUAUUAAGGGUUAAUAAGUAUGUAGGGGUUUAGAUAAAUACCAUCUCAGAUUUAUAUAUAAUCUGAAGGCAACUAGAUGGCAUGUUGGUGUAGAACUCAAAGGUUUGCCUUGACAUGGCAGGUGAGCUUCAACCUAAUGGCCAUUGGAGUGAUACUAAUAACCUCCAGUUAUUGAAUAUGCAUAGUGAUUGUGUGCAGGUAACUCUUUUCUCUGGUUUUAUUGUAAGUAUUGGGAGGGGGGGAGAGAUUGACUAUGGUCAAUGCUGCCGCACAGGACCUCUCUGUAUAAAUGGUGAAGCCAAGUCUAACUUGGUGAAAUAUGUUCAUAAAAGAACAUUGUUUAAAAUGUUGGUCAUUCUCAAAGUCCACCAGCCUUUUCUUUUUAUAAUCAAACUAAACCAGUCUCCUUAUCGGUUUCUGUUCUUUCAUGCUAGGGUUUCUAAAACUGUUAAAUCAAGCAGCACUUUCAGCGAGGAACAUGGAUUCACAGUGCAGGCUGGUGUGGAGCUGACUUUUAAAGCUGGAGUCCCGUACGUAGCUCAAACAGGGGGGAAGAUUUCAGUCAACACUACUACAUCUCAUACCUGGAACUUUACCAAAACCAAUGAAAUAGAGGUAAAUGGACAUGGGACUGGGUAUAUAGAAGAACAAAAAUCUAGAUCUCUCUCUAAUUGACCACUUUUUGCCAUGGACUUCUAUGUAAUUUAGCAGUCUUUGGUUAGUCCUGCGAUCUCUUACCAGUGCUGGGAAGGCAACCCUGAACUGACACACAAGUUCAGAGUAACCUCUCCAAAGAUUUGAUUGCAUAGCACAAGUGUUAUGUACUUUUAGUCUCUAUCCAAUCAGAUGGUGUUGGGCUCAGUUUUAUUGCUGAGGUAUGUAUAAAAAUAUACUUUGGUUACAGACAUUGAAGCUGUUUCUGUACAAUGUAUUUAAAAUGCCUAGUGGGGGGCCUAUCUUGCUUGCAAAGCAUGUACUAAAUAGCACCCUGAGUUGUGCUGAGCAGGCUUGCUUAUCUACGCCAACAUACAGAAUUGUGUUGGAACUGCUUGGUUUGCAAAUUAAACUAUGCCAACUGCAACUGGCAUCACCCUAGACUGAACCUAACAUACUCUCUGCUGUGAGGUAUUGGAUGCAAGGCAUGAUUGAAAUACACUGUUAUUUCUAACAGGCGUUUUCCCCCAGAUCUGUGGGAUAAGCAGAAAACUGGUGACUAGUCCAUGGCCAUUUGAGACCUGAGAAAUAUCCAGCCUUACAGAUGGUUACACCAUGUCUUGAGCAGGGGCACACAAAUCCAAAUCACUUACCUCUGGCUGGGCACUCAGGGUUUUUCUCAUUACCUGUCUCCCUGCAGUCAUAACACGGCAGCAAUCGAAGUCGGCCGGCCUGUCCUGAUGUCAGGUGGAGGCAUGACUUCCACUGCUCUCCUCCCAGACUCCCCAGCGGGCAUUGAACUGAAUUUGGCUUGUUACUCUAGGAGCUUAUUAACAAAACAUUAAAAAUCAAAGGGCAUAAUUCAAUCAGUCUAAACUACUGUUUGAGGUGCUCGUAGGGUUUGCCAAGGCUAAAGGAGCAAUAGCUGACAAAAUGCAUGUGGGGUUUCUGACUUGUAAUUACUCCCCCUGGAAGCAAACAAAGAUGAGAUGAGGAUGUGGCUCCCAGUUUGGAUACUCAGAUCCUAUUUAUAAUGGGACUUCUUGAUCAGAGAGGCUUCUGGAAUGUUAGUUCAGUUAACGGCUCCUUACUCGUAUGCCUAGCUUGGCAACUCACAAACCUUUACUGAGAUCUUGGAUAGAAUCUUAUAGGCAGGGUCGGCACAAUGUCAGGCUGACCGACAGGAGGAAGGCGAACUGCACUCCCCUCAAUGAUGAAUGACCUCCUAUCCCUGUGUACCACGCUGCGCAGCUGGUGCCCAAUGAUGAGAUUGGGCUGCAAGACAGGACUCCACAGACCCGAACAGUAUGCACCCCAGGGACCAGGUUGAAAAAUGUUGUAACUGUGCCUUUGUGUUUCUGUGUGCCUGAAAUGAUGCUUGAGAGGAAAGACACACCCACACCAAAUGGAAGGGAAAGUGCCACACAGAGGGCCUGGUGGGGAAUGAGCCAAAGGGGCUGGGAGGAUACAUACUGUCAGGAGAUUUAUAUCGGCAGACUUUUUUGUGCUAAGAUAGAAAGUAAAAGUGUAUCUUGCCAGUCACUCAGAACAGAGCAGACUCCAUUUUGGAUUUCAGGCAAGACACACAACUUUCUUUCCUUUCUGUAACUAGCCUGAGCUAAGGAAUGCAUUAUGUAAACAAGCCAAGUGAUAAGCAAUGAAGCAGGGGAUGGAAUUCUCUGUUUAAAUGUUAAUGGAAUAGAAAUAAUUGAGAACACACACUAAUUUUACAUUCUAAAUCUUACAAGGUCCCAUUGUAAGUAAAGGGUAAAAUUGAGUUUAGAUCUGUCAACUUUAGAAGUUACAACAGGAAUUGUCAACGCACUGUCUAGAGAAAAUCCAAAAACGCUUUGAACUGACAGUAAAUUUAAGUUAUGGUAGUCAUUUUAGAUAAGCCAAAUGAUUUCAAUUUUCAUCAGGAAAAGUUAACUCUUUCCUGGAUAGGAAGGCUUAGUGAGGUGAGAGUGCCCUCUAUGACCAAAAAUCUAAACUGCAAUCUGCAGGUUGACCAGUAUCCUACUGGUUUUACCAACUAAUGACGUACAGUGUGUCUGGCCCUUUAAAAGUUAGGACAAAGGGAAGAGAGGGAGUGUAGAGAUUCAGGACACUCUGGGACUACUACUCAACUCUCAGACACUUAGAAUUUUACUAUUCCUUUCUAACAAACAUCACUCUUUAUUACUUACACACCUCCAUACAACCAAUCAUACUCGCAUUCAAGUUCCUGGGACUACCUAAUCAUCUGAUGAAAAAAUCUAACUGGUAAUUAUACUGGUUUUAUUUAAUAUAAAUUAAAAUAUUAAUAGCAGGAUACAUACAUGGAUAAAUCACGAUCAGAUCCCAUAAUUGAGGAAUCUUAAUUAAAGAAUAUGUAGUUAUAACACUCCAUUCUGCAGGUGGAGUCAGAUAAUUACAUAGUACUGGUAUCUUACCACAUGUUAGCAUACCACUGUUUUAUCCAUGUGUGUUUUGCUCUGAAAUAAAAAUUUUUUUUUUAUUUUUUUUUUUUUGGGGGAGUACAAUGCAUCUUCACCUGUGUAGCUAAAGAGCCUUGCACUGCCUCUGCUUAUAGGGGCAGAGAGUGACAUACUGUAACUGCUAUGUUAUGGCUCACAAAUCUUAAAAUGAAGAGGUGUUGAGGAGGCAGGGAAGAAGCAAACCACCGGGAACUGUAUUUUAGCUUUAAAUGCAUACAGGCAUGACAAAAUAGUAGGCCACAAACUAAAAAUGCAUAUGUUGUGCUUGGAAAGACCCUUGUGGAGAGAGCAGAGUUCAGAGACCUUCAGCCAAUAUUCUCCUAUCCAUUGUUCAGUUAAUGAAGGUCCAAGGCCAAAUUGAAUCUUUAAUGGAUCCUUAUGGCCUAUAACUUCCUGGCUUUGUAAUUAAUAACCCUGUAAUUUCACUAUGGAGUUCAAGCUCAAUGUAUUGCAUAAAUGGAUAUGCCUAAUCCUCUUUUCCAUUCUAGAGCUGGACUUUGCUCCUAUAAUGCUUUGUCUUCUGAUCACUAACCAGAUCAUUCUGCUAAGACCAUAUGGUGACACAUGGCUAGUGGUCUCAUGGUUUUUGUUCGUGGCAGGGCUUGCCUACCAAACUGACUCCAAAUCCUCAUAGUAAUGAUCCUUAUUGCUGUUAAUAAAGACUGUUAUGCUAUCUUACAAGGUUUCUUUCUGUUUCCCCCUACAGACAUUAUUCUCCGGUACAACUGAGGUCACAUUGGAGCCACACACCAGCGUACGUGUCACUGCAUCCAUCACAAAGGGAGAAAUGGAUGUGCCUUACCGUGCCAGGGUCAAAACCAUGUUGGGUAAUGAAACUACCAUAGAGGGAAUAUGGAAAGGAUCCAGUUGUUUUGAUCUGAUGGUCUCCCAAGAGAACUACAAACCAUCUGCUCUUUCUCUUCAUAAACUCAAGAUAUAA
Messenger RNA from Pelobates cultripes (western spadefoot toad), 12098 nucleotides. The record is from the annotation of a GenBank genome assembly. Lineage: Eukaryota; Metazoa; Chordata; Amphibia; Anura; Pelobatidae.